This is a messenger RNA of Paramecium tetraurelia, 690 nucleotides long. RefSeq lists its product as uncharacterized. Gene Ontology annotation, molecular function: ATP binding; cAMP-dependent protein kinase activity. Lineage: Eukaryota; Ciliophora; Oligohymenophorea; Peniculida; Parameciidae. Gene Ontology annotation, biological process: peptidyl-serine phosphorylation; signal transduction. The record is from RefSeq and is a predicted model, not a curated record. The transcript is spliced from 4 exons. Gene Ontology annotation, cellular component: cAMP-dependent protein kinase complex.
AUGUAGAAAUAAAUAUCAAAAUAAUAAGUUGAUUAUUUAGUCUUGGAUGACAUGAUUCAUAUAAAAAAGUUAGGACAGGAUAAUUUGGCUCAGUAUACCUGUGAUGGAAAAUUAUAUGCUCUAAAAUGCAUCAUUAAAAACUAAAUAGAAGAAUAACAUUUAGAAAGUCAUUUAACAUAAGGAAAACCUAUUCUUGAACAAAUUUAAAUUCCUUUGAUGACAGACUUUAUUUUUGAAUACAUAAAAGGUUUGGAAUUUUUUGAUGUGAUAAGAGAUAUAGAACCACUUAAUACCUACGAUUCCUAAUUAUAUGUUUCUUUUUUACUCCACUUGGAGUAUCUACAUACUCACCACAUUGUUUACAGAGAUAUUAAACCACAAAAUAUAUUGGUAGAUCAUCAUGGAUAUAUUCGAUUGAUUGAAAUGGGGACUGCAAAAAUUUUAAAAGGGAAAGCUCGAACAUUUACUAUAAUAGGAACUCCUCAUAAUAUGGCUUCUGAAAUUUUAAUUGGAAAAGGUUAUUCCUAUUCGGUAGAUUUAUGGAGCAUAAGAAUAUGUCUAUAUGAAUUUAUGUGUGGAGUUCCUUUUUCGGAGGAUGCAGAAGUUCCAUAUGAAAUAUAUGAAGAAAUUACAAAAAAACAAAUUUCUUACCUUAUCAUCUAAAAGAUCAAUAGCUAAAAAAUUUAUUGA